AUGGAGGCCGAGUACCCACCAGCCGGUGACAUACGCAAGCUCAUGGACGAGAACCCUCUACCGCAGCUACCGGCAGCCACUGUUGCUGCCGCCACGGCGGCCAUUGAGGCCGGAGGACACGAAGCGGUUGAUAAGCAUGUGGAAGACGCUGUACGGGCGCUUAACGAAGCGCUCGCAGCUGGAGACACCGCAGCUCUUGCGGCCGUCUUUUUCCAAGAGCAGGCCUUCUUCCGUGACACGCUGGUUCUGACGUACGACACCCGCACAUUCAUAUCGCCGCAUCUAGCAGCGGCUGCAUUGCUCGAGACAACUCGGCUGCGCCAGAUGUCACCAGCCUGCUUUACCGUUCAGCGUCCGGCCGUUUAUCUCCAGGUGCUGCCAGGCCUCGUAUUCAUUGAUGCGUCGUUGACUUUCCACACCGACGCGCCGGGGGCUACCGGCAGUGGUCGUGUGCUGCUCGUGCCUGUACUUACAGCUUCCAGCAACGUUGUCGCGUGGAAGAUCUGGAUCUUGAGCACACAGCUCGACAGCUUCGACGCCUUCUGCAUGGACGAGAGCAGACUCACUAAGCCACUAGUAGAUCCUGUGCAGAGUGAGGGUCCCAUCGAAACGGACGUCAUUAUUAUUGGUGGCGGAAAUGCCGGAGUCGCUCUGGGCUCCCGCCUCAAAGCGCUCGAUGUGCGCCAUCUCAUCGUCGAGAAAAAUGCACAACCGGGCGACAACUGGGCCAAGCGGUACGACAACGUGCACUUUCACACGCCAACAUCGCUUUCCUCGAUGCCCUACAUCGACUACGACAAGGAACUGCAAAGUCCUCAUCUGCUGACGCGCGACGAGCUGGCAAGCCAGGUAAAGCGCUUUGUGCAAACAAUCCCUCUGAACAUCUUGUACCAGACCACAGUACGGUCCACCCGUCUCGACAGCCGCACUGGCCAGUGGACGGUGAUCUUGAGCACGGCCGGUGGAAAGACGCGGACCUUGGUGGCGAAGCACCUGGUUCAGGCAACUGGCCUGGGAUCACAGGUGCCGAACAAGCCGAAGAUCAAGGUAGAGGCGCCCUUUUCCGGAGCAGACCUCCACUCGGCCACCUUUAAGAACGCCAGCGAACUGCACGCCCGUGGCGUCCGUUCUGUCGCUGUCAUCGGCCUAGGCAUCUACGAUGUGAUCGGCGUGGCUGCCGGUGAUCGGAUGUCCCUGACACUUCCGUCCUUUGUCGACGGACACAUGAGCCAGAGACUGUUCGCACAGCUGGCCUCUGCCGAGCCCAACCGCUAUGCAAAGCUCGCCACUGCCGGCUUUCCCGUCAUCGACAGCUGCGAUGCUAACGCGUCGCUGAUGCACCACGUGCUCGAGCGUGCCGGCGGUCACUAUAUUGAUAUCGGCGGCACGAAGCUGCUGGCCGACGGCCGUGCUGCCGUGCGUGCCCGCGUCGAACCUGUUGCCUAUACUUCCACUGGGCUGCGCUUGUCUGACGGCAGCAUGCUUGAUGUAGACGCCAUUGUGUGGUGCACAGGCUUCGCUGACAGGGAUGUCCGCUGCGUUGCCGAGUCUAUCUUGGGAGGAGAUGUCACUGACGAUGUCGCCGACGAGCCUUACAUCCUCGGUCCAUCUGCCAUUGCAGCUCGUCUAGACGCCAUAUGGGGCGUGGAUGCCGAGGGCGAGAUCCGGGGAAUUUGGAAGCGUCAUAGCCGUCUGCCAACAUACUGGUUUAUGGGUGGCCAGACGCAGCAACAUCGGGCCUUCUCGCGCACUUUAGCACUGCAGCUCAAGGCCGCUCUUUCCGGCAUCCUUCCCCUUGCCUAUCGAGGGUGA
Grosmannia clavigera kw1407 is the source of this 1812-nucleotide messenger RNA. Its product is annotated as flavin-containing monooxygenase. Gene Ontology annotation, molecular function: flavin adenine dinucleotide binding; monooxygenase activity. The record is from RefSeq and is a predicted model, not a curated record. The transcript has 5 exons. NCBI's taxonomy places the organism in Eukaryota, Fungi, Ascomycota, Sordariomycetes, Ophiostomatales, Ophiostomataceae. Bases 1 to 1812 code for a protein of 603 amino acids.